This is a messenger RNA of Malurus melanocephalus (red-backed fairy wren), 5277 nucleotides long. It is a transcript of the gene SCAP, whose product is annotated as SREBF chaperone. Bases 281 to 4210 code for a protein of 1309 amino acids. The transcript has 23 exons. Gene Ontology annotation, biological process: SREBP signaling pathway. NCBI's taxonomy places the organism in Eukaryota, Metazoa, Chordata, Aves, Passeriformes, Maluridae. Gene Ontology annotation, molecular function: sterol binding; protein binding. The record is from RefSeq and is a predicted model, not a curated record. Gene Ontology annotation, cellular component: Golgi membrane; endoplasmic reticulum membrane.
GAAACCGGGCCGGGAACGGGCGGAAAAGCACCAGGAUUGAUGCGAGUUUAGAGCUAAUAGACUCCACAACAUCCUACAUUAAAAAAGAAAAAAAGCCCAGAAAACCCUCCAGCGACGAAGCACGAGGCCGUCGGGAGGUCAAAGGGCGGAGGUGAGGAAGGAGCCGCUUCCCGGUGAGUCCCUAGCUGGACCCAGUGCCUUCCAGGAGGGGCUGCCCAUGCUGGAAUUGCCCGAAUCCCUGCUGUAUCCCGGGAUGGCAUCGAGGUGAGGGUGGCCGAGGAUGACCCUGACUGACAGGCUGCGCGAGAGGAUUUCGCGGGCGUUCUACAACCACGGGCUGCUCUGUGCUUCCUACCCCAUCCCCAUCAUCCUCUUCACAGCUCUCUGCAUCCUGGCCUGCUGCUACCCUCUGCUGAAGCUGCCGCUGCCAGGGACGGGCCCUGUGGAGUUCAGCACCCCGGUGAAGGAUUACGCUCCCCCCGGCCUGGACACGCAGCACGGGGACCCCAGUGAGCGCCCUGACUGGUACGUCGGUGCUCCGGUGGCCUACAUCCAGCAGAUCUUUGUGAAAGCCACCGUGUCUCCGUGGCAGAAGAACUUCUUGGCUGUGGAUGUGUUCCGGUCACCGCUGUCCCGCGUCUUCCAGCUGGUGGAGGAGAUCAGGAACCACGCCCUGAGAGACAGCUCCGGGGUCAGGAGCCUGGAGGAGGUUUGUCUCCAGGUGACAGACCUGCUGCCCAGCCUCAGGAAGCUGCGGAAUCUGCUCCCGGAGCACGGCUGCCUGCUGCUGUCCCCAGGGAACUUCUGGCAGAACGACCGCGAGCGCUUCAAUGCCGACCCAGAUAUCAUCAAAACCAUCCACCAGCAUGAACCAAAGACCUUGCAGACGUCAGCCACUCUCAAAGACCUGCUGUUCGGGCUGCCYGGGAGGUACAGCGGGGUGAACCUGUACAACCGACGGCGGGUGGUAUCCUACACCGUCACCCUGGGGCUGCAGCGCUACGACUCCAGGUUCCUGAGCAGCCUCCGCUCCCGCCUGAAGCUGCUGCACCCCAGCCCCAACUGCAGCCUGCGGGAGGACAACGUGGUCCAUGUGCACUUCAAGGAGGAGAUCGGCAUUGCUGAGCUCAUCCCGCUCGUCACCACCUACAUCAUCCUCUUCGCCUACAUCUACUUCUCCACACGGAAGAUCGACAUGGUGAAGUCCAAGUGGGGCCUGGCGCUGGCGGCGGUGGUGACGGUGCUCAGCUCCCUGCUCAUGUCCGUGGGGCUCUGCACCCUGUUCGGCCUCACGCCCACGCUCAACGGCGGAGAGAUAUUCCCAUACCUGGUGGUGGUGAUUGGCCUGGAGAAUGUGCUGGUCCUCACCAAGUCUGUUGUGUCCACGCCCGUCGACCUGGAAGUGAAGCUUCGCAUUGCCCAAGGCCUGAGCAAUGAGAGCUGGUCCAUCAUGAAAAACAUGGCAACGGAGCUCGGGAUCAUCCUCAUUGGAUACUUCACCCUGGUCCCGGCCAUCCAGGAGUUCUGCCUCUUUGCCGUGGUCGGGCUGGUGUCUGACUUCUUCCUGCAGAUGUUCUUCUUCACCACGGUGCUGUCCAUCGACAUCCGCCGCAUGGAGCUGGCUGACCUGAACAAGCGGCUGCCCCCCGAGUCGUGCCUGGCGCCAGCCAAGGCCCCAUGCCGCGCCCGCCCUGCCGCGCUGCGCCCGGCGGCACCGCACACGCCGCACACCAUCACCCUGCAGCCGUCCUCGCUGCGCAACCUGCGCCUGCCCAAGCGCCUGCGCGUCAUCUACUUCUUCGCCCGCACGCGCCUGGCCCAGCGCCUCAUCAUGGCCGGGACAGUGAUCUGGAUUGGAAUCCUGGUUUACACGGAUCCUGCUGGGCUCCGCACCUACCUCACGUCCCAGGUCACCGAGCAGAGUCCCCUGGGGGAAGCAGGUCUGCCUCCCAUGCCCGUUCCUGGAGGGGUCCUGCCUGCCGGGGACCCCAAGAUCGACCUCUCAGUCUUCCCGUCGGAGCCGCUCCAACUGUCGGAGAACCAGACCCAGCAGCGGGAGCAGAAGUCAGGGCUGGAGCCGAACCAGCACACCUGGGCCCAGGGACCAGAGGGCAAAGGGAAUGGGCAGGUGGAGCUGGGAGCAGAAGCAGAGGUUACCUGGGGAGCAGAGGAUGAGGAGAUCUGGAGGAAGCUUUCCUUCAGGCACUGGCCAGCCCUCUUCAGCUACUACAACAUCACCCUGGCCAAGAGGUACAUCAGCAUCCUGCCAGCCAUCCCCGUCACGCUGUACCUGAACCCGCAGGAGGCCUUGGAGAUGCGGCAUCCCCAGGAGGCCUCGCGCUACCACCCUUUCCUGGCGGGCAGUGCUGGGAAGCUGGACACAGGAGCCCAGCCGGACCACACAGCACAGCCCCACGGCCACCAGGAUGUCACCCUUUACAAGGUGGCUGCUCUGGGCCUGGCCUCRGGUAUCCUGCUGGUGCUGCUGCUGUUCUGCCUGUACCGGGUGCUGUGCCCCAAGAACUACGGGCAGAACGGGCCGGGCCGGCGCCGCAGGGGGGACCUGCCCUGUGAUGAUUACGGCUACUCCCCCCCCGAGACCGAGAUCGUGCCCCUGGUCCUCAGGGGACACCUCAUGGACAUCGAGUGCCUGGCCAGUGACGGGAUGCUACUGGUGAGCUGCUGCCUGGUGGGGCAGAUCCGCGUGUGGGACGCGCAGACGGGUGACUGCCUCACCGUCAUCCCCAAACCCAGGCUUCGCAGGGACAGCAGCGGCAUCUUCGAUUACCAGGAGGGCUGGGAUCCCAGCCCGGAUGGGAAGAACGGGCUGGAGGACUCCUUUGAGAGCAGUCACCAGCUCAAACGGCUGCUGGGCCCCCCACAGCCCCCCCUGUUCUGUGACCAGCCCGACCUCACCUCCCUCAUCGACACCAACUUCUCGGAGCAUGCCAAGGUGGCCGAGUCGGAGCCGCGGCUCCGGGCCGUGGGCACUCGCCACAAGGACUCGGGAUACGACUUCAGCAGCCUGGUUGGGAAGGUGUACGAGGAGCACGGCAGCUCCAGCUGCAGGAACAUGAACUUCCAGGGGCUGUCAGCCCCACACGGCCCCUCUGGGUUCUGCGGGAGCAGCGGCCGCUCCCCGGGCUGCGGUUCCGACGAGGGCGGAUGCAGCGGCCGCCGGCGCAGCCUGGGGGACCGGAGCUUGGGGGACGAGGCCUGUGCAGGAUGUGACAAAUCCUCUUCCCUGCCAUCGUGGGGAGGGGACCUGGAGAGCUCCGUCUGGAGCCUGGAACUGCAGGGGAACCUGAUUGUGGCUGGCAGGAGUAACGGAAAGUUGGAGGUGUGGGAUGCCAUCGAGGGAACCCUCCGCAGCAGCAAUGAUGAAGGACAAUCUGGCAUCACGGCUCUCGUCUUCCUCAACAACAGGAUCGUGGCUGCCCGGUUGAACGGCUCCUUGGAUUUCUUCUCUCUGGAGACACACACAUCCUUGAACCACCUGCAGUUUCGAGGUGCCCCGGGCAGGAGCAGCCUCCCACCAUCACCGGAGCUGGGCCGCGGGGCCGCGGUGCGCUGCCAGCUCACCCACAGCGUGGCCUGCGCUCACCACAAACCCAUCACGGCGCUCAAGGCCGCGGCUGGGCGCCUCGUCACCGGCAGCCAGGACCACACCCUCAGGGUGUUCCGGCUGGAGGACUCGUGCUGCCUGUUCACCCUGCAGGGCCACUCGGGAGCCAUCACAGCCGUGUACAUCGACCAGACCAUGGUGUUGGCGAGUGGUGGCCAGGACGGGGCCAUCUGCCUGUGGGACGUGCUGACGGGCAGCCGUGUGAGCCACAUGUUCGCCCACCGYGGGGACGUCACCUCCCUGACCUGCACCACGUCCUGCGUCAUCAGCAGCGGCCUGGACGAUGUCAUCAGCAUCUGGGACCGCGGCUCGGGGAUCAAACUCUACUCCAUCCAGCAGGAGCUGGGCUGCGGUGCCAGCCUGGGCGUCAUCUCUGACAACCUGCUGGUGACGGGUGGCCAGGGCUGCGUGUCCUUCUGGGACAUUGGCUAUGGGGACCUGCUCCAGACCGUUUACCUGGGCAAGAGCAACGAGUCCCAGCCGGCGCGGCAGAUCCUGGUGCUGGAGAACGCCGCCAUCGUCUGCAACUUCGGGAGCGAGCUCAGCCUGGUCUACGUGCCCUCGGUGCUGGAAAAGUUGGACUGAGCCCGCGGAGGAGGGGCCGGCGGGACUGAGACGGAGCUCGGGGCUGUGCCGGAGAGGGGACGGGGCCGCCGGCGCCGUGGCUCUAUCCGUCACCGCUCCSCCACCGGAGCGACCCGCUCGCCCAGCGGGGUGGGGCCCCCGCCCUGCCUGCUCUCCCUGCUUCAGCAUCUUCCGUGGGGUCUCGGCGACUCGGUGUAGAGGGACAUGGGAUAGGGCAGCAGUGAGGACGGUGUGGUGGCUCCCAGGCUGGGCACCCAGCAGUGACUGUCUCAGCCCAGCAACGCUCCCAGGACACACGAGAAUCCUCGGACAGCCCCAGCCCCGGAUGGAAGCCGGGAGAGGGCCGGGACCGACCCCUCCUGGGCGUGGCUCGGCCCCCACGUGCCUUAGGGUGCGGCAGGGCCCCGCCCGAUCCCGCCCGGGGCCGCAGCAGCCCCCGCCCUAUUUAUUUAUACGCUGUAAAUAGUUAUUUAUUGGGGCAGGGGGCGGGGGGGSCCAGCCCCUGGCAGUGCUGUCCUUGCCGCGCCCCGGCACAACUGCCCUGCCCGGCUCUCUCCUGCGCCCCGUCUGCAGCAAUAGCACCUUCCUCCUCCUCCUCCUCCUUCCCUUCCUCCUCCUCUUCCCGCUGCGGGGCCAGAGGAGGCUUUUCUCAGGUUGGGAGUGGGCGGAGCCCUCGCCCCUCUCCCGCAGCCACUGGGGAGGGACGCGAGUGGGGUCACAGCGGGACCAAGGUGCACCGUCAGGGAUGGGGCAGCAGCCGGGCUCCCCCCCCAGGACCCCCGAGCAGGGGCCAGGGACUCCGCUCCCGUCGCCCGUUGCUCUGCAAGCCCCGCUGCAGCCCCGCCCCUCCCGCUGUGCCCCCGAACCGCCGAUGACGUCUGUUAUUGACCCCCGGUGAUUGUAGAGGCGGCGCCGGCCUGGGCCAGGGGAGACCCCCGGGACCCUGGCCCAGCCCCCCGCGGGUGGCCUUCGCCCAGCUGUACCUUUGUGCUGUACAGGGGACGCUUUUUGUACCGAUCGUGUUUUAUAACGUGUGCAGGAACAUCCAUUAAACGGAACUAACCCGA